Vitrella brassicaformis is the source of this 2320-nucleotide messenger RNA. The record is from the annotation of a GenBank genome assembly. NCBI's taxonomy places the organism in Eukaryota, Vitrellaceae.
CAGCAGCCACAGCAGCAGCCGCAGCAGCAGACGUAUAUGAUAGAGAAUGCGGAGGCCCGCUUCCCGCCAGGCAGCAUUGCUGUCGUUUCGUGACGGUCCGAGGAGUCAGCGGCCAGCUGCUGACGGAAUAACGAGCUCUCACAAAAGAUCAGGUGCGCAGGAAGACAGAAAAACCGACCGACAGAGCCAACCGUGCUGCUUGUGUUCGUGCAGACCGCUUAGCGUACUCUUAGCGUAGGUUCAUCCACGUGACUGGCUCAUCGGGGGUCACGGCGUCUGGAGCCAUUCGUCAGUGCCAAUUCUGAGGUGCGGCAGCGCAGGACAACACCUCAAGUGUGAUAGCGACUGACUCUGCUUUGCUGUAUGCAGGACUCGAGCAUCAUGUCGGCCUCUUCAUCUGCCGAGAAUCAGCCACCACAGCAACAGGAGAUGAGGAUAGAGAAUAUGGAGGCCCGCUUCCCGCCCAACACCAACGCGGCCACCAAGCGACUCGUCCAGGGUAUCAUGCGACGCACAAUCACCCCUGACGGCAUCCGACGGCUCGUCCGCAAGGGGGCCGACCCACGAGUGUGCAUUGACCUCAUCACCUCCUGCAAGCCUGGUCAGGUGCGCGUCGAGUGUUGGCACCGAGUGUGUCUGCUGACCCUGGCCAUCGACGACUGGAGCACUCCCCCGGCCCUCGAGUGCGGCAUGCAAAUUGGCGCCAUGGAUAUGAACUUCACCAAUGCACGGCUGGUGCUGCCGCUGUGGCCAUCGCGUGAGACGCAAGCGGCCAUCCUGUCGGCUCUCAUCCAGGAGGGCGUCUCGCUGAGUGGGCCACCCACACCACCAGCACCUGCUGCACGGACCUUAACGAAGUCGCUCGAGCCCAUCGAGGUGGCGGUGCGUGCGGCCAACCUGACGGCCGUCAAGACCCUCGUGGCCAACGGGGCGGCUCUGCAAGGGCGGCGGGUGGCCUUCCUGCGACAGGAGCGCGGGGUGCGCUCGAGCGGGCAGUACGAGGCGGCCCUGAUGGCCAUGUUGGAGUACCUCGUCAAGCUCGACCCCUCCCUCGCUACCGAGGCGGAUGACGAUGGCUAUAAUGUCAUCCUGACAGCAGCCGCUUCUGGCCUUACCUACUCGGACAAGUUCGUCAUAGCCUACCUGCAGCUGAUGAAGGACAACGGCGCCAGCCUCACGGUCCCACAGCCGCCGCCGAUGUUUCAGCCCCUUCAUUUGGCAGCACACAACUCGGCGCACCACGUAAUCGAGUGGCUGUGUCAGCACCUCAGCCCCGCACACAUCAACACAGCCAGAGGGGGAGGAGCCCACCGGACGGCUUUGGGCAUCGCUGCCAUGAGGGUCGCCGACUGGCAGCGUCAGGAACCGUCCGAGCAGCGUAAUGAGACGAUCAGCGGGAUGCAGCGGGCCAUCCGCACACUUCUGGCAUCGGGCGCAGCCAUCGACAUGGUGCGGACCCCACAGCAGCUGCCGGCACACGCCACCCAGUCCGAACGAGAUGCGCACGGUGUGGUGUUGGCCGAGUACCUCACCGUCCUCAACGACGAGCUGCCCCAGGCCGUCAUGGACGGCGUCAACGGCGCCCUCAACCCCCAGCGUGACGCCGCCGACAUGCUGACCCGCCUGCUGCCCCUCGCCCGCCCCGCCCCACCCACCAACCCCACUGACACAUCCACUGCUGCUGCAGCACAUGCCCCUGCUGCCCCCUCCCCAUUUGCCCUCACGGAUGCGACGGCCCAGGUGGCCUGGAAGAUCGGUGCCUUCCUGCACGAGCCAGAGGCCAUCGACACCAUCAUUCUCGGGCAGGCCGUGGUGGCCCACCGCAUCAAGACGGCCAUGCAGCACUUCGUCGAGUAUGCGGCGACCAAGACGGCUUUCAAUGAGGAGGUCAUCGGCGGCAUGGCCAGUGUGGGCGGCCAGGUGGUGCGGGUGCCCCUCCAGUGCUUCGCCGUCAGAGAGGGGUCGAGUGUGCGGCGGGUGGGUCUGCGCGAGGUGGUCCACAGGGCUCGGCUGGACGAGGCGGCCCGCUAUGGGCUGACUGGUGUGGUCAAGGGCUUCAACACCCACCUGGGCAACGACGAUUGUCAGUUCGGUUGGGGUCAGCUGGGAUGGGUCAACGACAUCGGCCUCUUCCAGCCGCUCGGCAUCAAGUAGCCGGCCGAGGACAUCAUCAUGACGACCUAGCAGAGAGGGGAGGGGGAGAGAUGGGAUGCAUAGGCAGGUAGAAUCGAUUUUGGUGUUUACAGUGGGGUGCCUGGGAAGAGUGUGCAUGUUCUGACACCAUGUCAGACAGGCCGUGAGCCAGUCAGGCAGGCUGCCC